GCGCGGGCGAGCGCCGCGCCUGCGCAGAGCGGGCGGGCCGGUGGCGUGCGUGUUGUUGUGCGGCGGCGGCAAGAUGGCGGCGCACGGGGGCUCGGCGGCCUCCUCGGCGCUGAAGGGGUUAAUCCAGCAGUUCACCGCCAUCACGGGUGCCAGUGAAAGCGUGGGAAAGCAUAUGCUUGAAGCAUGCAACAAUAAUCUGGAGAUGGCUGUCACCAUGUUUCUGGAUGGUGGAGGCAUAGCAGAGGAGCCUAGCACCAGUUCGGCAGGGGUGUCUGCUGUUCGACCGCACACUGAGGAUGAAGUACGAGCUCCAAUUCCUCAAAAACAGGAAAUUUUAGUAGAACCUGAGCCCUUGUUUGGAGCUCCUAAAAGACGCAGACCUGCGCGCUCAAUAUUUGAUGGCUUUCGGGAUUUUCAGACAGAAACCAUUCGACAGGAACAGGAGCUACGAAAUGGAGGGGCAGUAGAUAAGAAACUCACUACUCUAGCAGACCUCUUCAGGCCUCCCAUUGAUCUGAUGCACAAAGGCAGCUUUGAAACGGCCAAGGAGUGUGGUCAGAUGCAGAACAAAUGGCUCAUGAUAAACAUUCAGAAUGUGCAAGAUUUUGCCUGUCAGUGUCUCAACCGUGAUGUCUGGAGCAAUGAGGCUGUGAAGAACAUAAUCCGGGAACAUUUUAUUUUUUGGCAGGUAUACCAUGACAGCGAGGAAGGACAGAGGUAUAUACAGUUUUAUAAAUUAGCAGACUUCCCUUAUGUCUCCAUCCUGGAUCCCAGGACAGGCCAGAAACUAGUGGAGUGGCACCAGCUAGAUGUGACUUCUUUCUUGGACCAAGUGACUGGGUUCCUGGGUGAGCAUGGACAGCUGGAUGGCCAUUCUACCAGCCCUCCCCAAAAAUGCUCUCGUUCAGAGAGUCUCAUUGAUGCCAGUGAGGACAGCCAGCUGGAAGCUGCUAUCAGAGCCUCGUUACAGGAGACGCAUUUUGAUUCCUCACAGGCCAAGCAGGAGAGUCGGUCAGAUGAAGAGUCAGAGUCAGAGCUUUUUUCUGGAAGCGAGGAGUUUAUUUCUGUUUGUGGAUCUGAGGAGGAAGAGGAAUCAGAGAAUCCUGCCAAGUUGAGGAAGUCUCCACACAAGGACUUGGGGUAUAAAAAAGAGGAGAGCCGGAGGCCUCAGCCUGAGCCUCCUGCAAGGACUGAGCCUGGCACAACAUCAAAUCACAGAGUACUGCCCUGCAUUGAUGUGGGGAUACUGGAGGAGUCAACUGACAAGCCUGAAAGUACGUUUCAGAGCCCAGAUGUGAAUGGACCAAAGGCACAGCUGAUGCUAAGGUAUCCAGAUGGAAAGAGGGAACAAAUUUCACUGCCCGAACAAGCUAAACUUCUGGCUCUUGUGAAACAUGUCCAGUCAAAAGGAUACCCCAAUGAACGCUUUGAACUCCUCACCAACUUCCCUCGAAGGAAACUCUCCCACCUGGACUAUGAGAUCACGUUACAGGAGGCAGGCCUGUGUCCUCAAGAGACUGUCUUUGUGCAGGAAAGGAAUUAGCACCGUGGCCUGAGUUCUCCCAGCCUUCCUCCCCUCUCCUUUUUGCCUGGGACACCAACUCGUUAAAUAUGCAGUUGAGGGUCAUAGGAUUGCAGUGCUGAAAUCAGGCAGGCAGCUGGCUGGUCCUUCUCGCUCUUCUUCCCUUCUGCUCUAGUGACCAAAUGAGUGUUCAAAGUUUUAUUUUCUUCCUCAGCUUGGGCCCUGCGGAGAGCAUUGGGAAGAACAUCUUUCCUUUGUUUUCAUGGAAUAAAGUAAAACAAUGAUCUGUGUAUCCAGUAUGCUGGGGCUUGGACUGGCCAUAAUACACACACCCUUCUUGCUGCUAUUCCUAAAUCUGUUUAAUUUAUUUUUGAAAAUAGUGUGUGAUAAGGCACCGAGUCAUCUCUUUGUAAGGAGAGAGUGUAAUCUUCAGUACAGUCUUUCCUUUGUUCUGAUUCUCUACGCAAAAGGUCUCCAUUAACCUUACAGCCUCCUCGGGGGUUUGCUUACCUAGCACUCUGCAAGAACUUGGUUUUGGGGAAGGAGUUGGGUUGAGCUGUGGUGAGAUACUUUGCCCCCAUCUAAUUUAAAGGCUUCUAAAUUGCGAGCAUGUUUUCCUCCUGCUGUAAAUGUUGCCAGUGAACACAGUAAAACAACUAGCCAACUAACCAAAAUUCCGCCCCCCCUCAACUAUACACAGUAUGGGAUGUACUGCCCAGCCCAGAGGGAACGCUGCGUGUCCGCUGUUGCAGCAGAACUGACUCCUUGGUAGAAGUAGGUGGGGGUGGGGUUUCCAUUUGUCCUCUUCCCAACAGCCCCCAAGUGUCUCUCUUUUACUUGCUCUCAGGAUUUUGCAAAUUAAGAUGGAACGUGGCAGGAUGCUGUAAAAAUCUUGGACUCUCUGGACAACACCUGUCAUAAAAAAAAAAAGACUUGACAGCUAGCUGGCUUGCUUUCCCUCUGCGUGGUGUUUUGUUUUCCCCAGGAGUGGAUAGCUUUGCAGGGGUGUUAGAGCACCGACUGCAGCUCAGCAAGACGGCAAGUCCUAAAUGGGUUUUCUCUCAUUAAUUAAAAACAUACACAGCCUUGUCAAACUGUGGAACAAAUUAGUGCUUUAUAAAAAGACUUCACAGUCUGGUGAUUUCAGUGCUCUAGGCUGCUUUUUAUUCUGUUUUCCUGUUCAUCUGCCAUCACUUACCUCUAAAUCUGGAAGGCUGUAUGGAAAGCCCCUCCUUUUUUAGGCUUUGUUUUCGGCUCUGGAAGCCGGCACCAGGCGCCAUGCAGGCGUAUCCUGCGUGUACGCUGGGCUGUGCGGAGUGCCCUAGUUUUCCGGUGUCUUCUCUAGACGUUGAGCUGGUGAUCGGUUGGUGUUACAGUAGGUACCUUAACUUACACGGCCGUCCUUGAGGCUGAUGUCAGAUUUGUGUAUUUACAACUAAGAACUCAGUUCAGCAUGCUCUUCAUCGGUGAGGAAGAAAGCACGUGAGACCUGCCAUAGCUGCCAUCUUGUUCUGCAACCGUCAGGUGAUCAUACUUGUUAAAGAAAAAGACUUAGUGGUCAGAAAGUUAACCAUGGACUAAAACUUUUCAAGAAAUUUUGCCUUUAAUUUUGUAUUAGCCUGUAUACUUUGGAGUCUUUAAAUGUAGGAAAUCACAGAAAAUGUCUUGCAUUCCCCAUGGUAAUACUGGCUCGCAGCUGUCUUCUGCUCAUAAUUGAGGUUUUUCAUAUGAUCAUACAGUUGUAUAAAUUGAUUUCCCCUCUAAGCAAAAGCUUAUUUUGCUUUUCUACUGCAGGAUGCAGUAUCAGGAAAGCAAAAUCUGAUUGCAGCGUCCUGAUCAAUGGUUAAUGAGAGAUCAGAUGGCAUUUUUCAUUUGCAAAGAGACCUUGUUGUGGAGGCUGCUUCCCAGCAUUGGAAUGUGAAUUCCAAUGGAACGUGGCAGGAUACUGUAACAAUCUUGGACUCUCUGGGCAACACCUGUCAUAAAAAAAAGACUUGACAGCUAGUUGGCUUUCUUUCCCUCUGCGUGGUGGGGAGGGAUGUUGGUGUCUGGUCUGCAAAGCAGCACUGGCACCUCCAGACUGAAGGAUGCUUUGUGGUUUUUAGGAUAACCAAAUUAAACUUGGGCAUGCAAGAGCGUGGGACAAAAGGAAACCCUUUCCAUGUAGGUCUUAAUGCUUCCCUGACUAGCUUCAUCUGUCGAGUUGAAGUAACUCGCUCUGAUAGUCUUUGCCUUGAAACUCGUUGCAUCUUCUCUGGUUAGCAGGCUGCCAACAGGAUGCAGUGCUCGGCACUUGUACAGCCAUGGUCCUUUUGCGUCCCUCGGGCAGGCCAGGAUGGGAGCGCGCUGACCUUCCCUGCUGUCCUGCCUGUUCUUCCAGCGUAAGGCAGGGAGCCUUUGUGGUUCCAGUGGUUCCUCUUUCGAGUUGUUGCUGGUUGGCUGUGUUUGUGGUGGAGGGCCAACUGGAUUUGGGCAGGCUUGGGUUUGUAUCUGCUCUGGGAACGUUGUUUCACGUCAAUUUUUCUAGCAGUUGAGUUAGACAUAGAAAACGGCCCAGGUCUGUUUUAUUAGUAGCUUCUCUUCUUCCCCCUGCCCCUCCCCAGUUUGGGUGGGACUAGACUGUGAUAUGUCGAAGCAAUCUGACAUAAAAUAACAGCUGUAUUAGCAGUGGGGAAGAGGGGGGGCUGCACAGGGGGCAAGAGCCUGAACUUCUUCCAUCAGUUCUGCUGCUGGAGAGAGCGCACUGUGCGCUCCCAGUCUGUGACCCGUCCUUUCUUACCCCUCUUCCAGAGCAAAGGGUGUGAGCCACGGAGCGGUGGGCAGCUGACAGCUCCUUUCUUCUCUGCUCAGCUCUUGGGAAAGGAGUAACUUUACACUUACCUUGCUAUCCAAACCAAAUCUAGGAGCCCGAGGUUUUAGUUGCUUUUGUUACGUUCACUGACCUCUCUCACGGGGAAGCAAACAUCGCAUUUGGCUGCAGCAGGUUUAUUUUUAAGCCAUCAAGAACCAUGCCUCUCAAGCAUGGUAAAUGGUUUUGGCUGCUGGUGUAAUGGAACCAGGAGGUUUUAUGCUCUCGCUUAAUUUUUAUUUUCUUUCCUGAGGCUUUAUUUUUUUUUUUAAAAAAAACCUAAUCUUUUUAUAACCUAACAGAGAAAGAAGAAUGUGAAAUUGAAGGUUUAUGUUGAAAAUGGCAUUUUGCUUCCAUCUCAGUUUCUAGUAGUUUUUUUCUGUUCCAAGAAAUUACAAGCCUGGUUUUUGUUUUGUUUCUCUUGUGCAAUGUAGGGGUGGGUGGGGUGUCAGUCUUCUUUUGCUUUGGUUUGUGAGCAGGAGGCAGAGGAAACAACUUUUAAGGAAUAUGCAUCUCUGCAUGUAGCUGUUCCUUCUUCCCAACUCAAAACAAAACCAGUGCUGCAGCGGAUGCGUCAGUCAGCUGUGCUGCGCUGGCUGAAAGCUGUUAAGAAAUGGGACCAGCCAGGAUUCAACCUCUUCAUAUCUUCGUCCAUGUUGAAGCCCUUUGGAGUUCGGAGGAAUGUUGCUGAAAACAUUAAGUUCUGCUUGUGACAGCUUGCAGCAGUGAAGGUGUAAGCUAGUUGGGCUCUGUUGCUAAAGAGCCUUUGUUAUAGUUGCUUCUAGGUGUUAAUUCUGAAGUUCAAAUUGCUUUUGACAAGGUUGGGGGAAAAAAAGCCUUAAAUCUCUGAUUGCAGAAUAAGAUUUUGAAAUGUGAAGGACAAAGUAAAAAAAAAAAAAAAAAAAGAAUCCUCCAAAAGCUGUGGUUUGUGGCUUCCUGUGGAUGUUGCUUGGCCACAGUUUGUGUGUUGUGUUGCAAGGACUGCCAUGAAUUUGAAGGAGCAGAAGUGCAUGUAGGCAGUGGAAGUCUUUCCGGGUAGAAAGCUGAAGAGAGCGAACGUGUUUCAAGCUGUAGCUUCUUGCUGCUUGUGGCAAAGUUUCCUUUGCAUGUGCUCUUCAUCUAACAGUGCUUUGUUUUGGCGUUCAAAUGUCUUAACUGUAGCUCACAGUCCAGCCAGUAUUCAGAAAUGGAAGGCAAAAUGAGCACUGGGUUUCCCUGCCAGGUGCUGUUGACACAUUUACUGUUGGCUUCCCACUUGUGAUCUUUCAGAGGCCCAGAGGAGGAUUUCAGGUCUUUCUGAUGAUACAUACCCUUAUGCCAAGCUGGUAGGCCAGCUUCAACCUCACAGCAUUCCCUUUCGACAUACAGAGAGCAGAUAAAGGCCAUGCCAAACAUUUCUGGGUGUACUUGCAUUAUUUUCAUUAAGCUUUGAAUUAAGGUCUGCGGUUUUUACUUUUCUGACGUUCGUGGACUGAAGUAUGUUGCCCUUCUUGAUAAAUAAGGUAAGUUGACAACACCAAUAUUAAAGAAAUGUCCAUGUGUGUGCCUAACAGCAUUGUAAAACAUAGUUAGGCGUCUAAAGGUACCAUUGUUCCUGGGUGGAUUUAAACAGCAAUUUUACAUCCGCAUACUUUCCAGAGCUCACUAGAUCUGCUCCCUUGCCAUUACAGGAGAGUAACCCCUCUUGUCUGUAAAGCAUGUCCGUUGUUCGCUGCUGCAAACAGCUUGUGUUUCAUGUGGUCCAAUACUUUCGUAGCCUCAUUUUUUAAAGACUACCAAAUUUAUAUACUCACCUGCACCAGCUUAUACCAGUUUCCACUUUUACUGGUGCUGUGGUUUGUACCCUUGCAGAAAUGGGCAGCUGGUUUUAUUACGUUUCAAUAAAUAAACCUCACUGCUGAAGGGCCUGCCUUCUCAAAUUUCUGUUCUUGCCAGAGCACUGAGCUUAUUCGCAGGGAUUCAAGAGCAACAAGGGCUAAACUAAAAGCGGUUUUCUUUUGGGGGCAAGGCAUCACUCAGGCUGCCUUUCGUUAGGUACCAAAUGCUGCAGGGAUGCAUAAAAGGUGGUAUUUGUGUUCUCUAAACAUCUAGAAACAGAUAACGUAGAGACCCAUGUGAGAACGUCUGCGGGAAUGGGAAGAUGCAUGUCAUUUCAGGAACUUGCCCCGUAAUUUUUAAUCCCUUAGUUUUUAGUAAAUGUCACAACUUUCUCCUUGUUCAGUCCCUUUCUAGUCAAGUUAGUAAGAAUAGGUAGUACUGUAUGUCAAGAGGAGAAGGGAUAGCAGAGAGAUGCUUUAGGUGGGUGAAGCAGAAAAUCUCAGUCCCGCGAAGGCUGGGUGUGCCUUGUUUAGCGGUUUUGAUAGAUGGGAGUGCCGCCUCUCCUCUCCUUCCAGCCUUUCUAUUUAUUUAUUUGAACAGGAAUUAUUUUCUAUAAAUGGAACAGCUACUGUUGUAGAGGCAAAACAGAUGUCAUGUGUUGAGCCCUGUGCUGGCGAUCUGCACUGUUGGCAAUACCUGCAGUCGCAGGUUUGGGGUUUGUCUGAACACGUUUGGUGACCGGCUUUGGUUGACAUCUGCAAAGACCGUCUUGCUGAGGUUUUCUCUGUCCCAACCCAAGAUCUUGGCGCAGUUUGGUCAUGCUCUGCUAGCUGCUCCUGAGCCGGCAAGGUUAAUGGACACCCUUUCUGUGGUGAUGUACAGGAUGACUUUUAUUCCUGACUCCUCUUGUCCGUGAGAUGCUUAGUGUCUGUCUGCUCCCAAUAAAUAUAGCCAUGUGUAUGUACAUACACACACACACACUCAUGGUUUUAUUCAGAGAAUUCGGCACGUAACAUCAGUGCCUCAGCUUGGCUCGGUUUUAUCUUCUGGUGUUUUACAUGGGUAUCUUAUGAGUGAGUGCAGACGUUUGGGAUUCGGUCGGUCUUUGAUUACUGUGAGUGUCUGCAGGACAGAGAGAAGCAAUUUUCUAACUGCUUGUUACAUGGUCCUGAGACCUCAAGCUAUAGGAGGAUAGGCAGUAGAUGGAGCAGGGGGGCGAGGUGCUAUUUUGUAGAACGGAUUUAUAUGAAGAACAUCUGAGUAAAACUUGACUCGGAGACAUGGUGCCUCAUCAGAGACAGCAGACUAUAGGAGAGGUGAUUUUUUUAAAAAUGAGGCAGUUCCCUCUAAUUGGUGAACAUAACAGUUUCAAAAUUAGGAUGUUGCCUGUCGGUUUUUACCAUAGUCACUUUCUUCAAUGACGGUGACUUCAUAUGGGAGGAGGGAGAGGAUUAAUUUGGCAGAUUUCAGCUCAGUGUGCUGGGAGGGACCAAACUCAAGGAAACCUCUGAUCUAUAUACACAACUGCUGCAUUUUUUUAUAAAUAUAUGUAAAUGUCCUAUUGUAAUAUUUGAUCCUGGAAAUAAAACUGUUUUCAGUA
Messenger RNA from Falco peregrinus (peregrine falcon), 7788 nucleotides. It is a transcript of the gene UBXN7, whose product is annotated as UBX domain protein 7. The record is from RefSeq and is a predicted model, not a curated record. Bases 74 to 1543 code for a protein of 489 amino acids. Gene Ontology annotation, biological process: proteasome-mediated ubiquitin-dependent protein catabolic process. Lineage: Eukaryota; Metazoa; Chordata; Aves; Falconiformes; Falconidae. The transcript has 11 exons. Gene Ontology annotation, molecular function: ubiquitin binding. Gene Ontology annotation, cellular component: nucleus.